AUGAGGACUGCCCUCAAGGAAGACCUUAAAGCCUCAGCCGCUGAAGCAACCUAUGGAACAACCAUUCGACUACCCGGAGAAUUUUUCACCGAAACGAAAAACAAGCUAUCUACACCAGAUUUCAUCACCGACCUGAAGAAUAGAAUGUCAAAACUACGACCUACUCCGACAAGCAACCAUUCGAAGACAACACCUUUCAUCCAGAAGGAACUAAGCAACUGCCGCCAUGUAUUUGUGAAAAACGGAUCAAUCAAACCACCUUUAACUCAGCCUUAUGAUGGACCAUUCCGAGUACUACGCAGAAAAAAGAAAGUGUUCAUCAUCGACAUUUGUGGAAAGAAAUCCCCAACAUCCGUCGACAGACUGAAAGCUGCCUUCAUCGAAGCCAAUGAAUUAGCAUCAAAACAGCCUAAACCCCCUCCCCUCCCGGUUAUCCGAAAGGAUCGCCAAAGUAUUUUUUCUGAUACUCAUUGUUUUCAUAUUGGUACCCUUCGUCAGUUCUAA
Malaya genurostris is the source of this 504-nucleotide messenger RNA. RefSeq lists its product as uncharacterized. The coding region runs from base 1 to 504 and encodes 167 amino acids. The record is from RefSeq and is a predicted model, not a curated record. The transcript has a single exon. Lineage: Eukaryota; Metazoa; Arthropoda; Insecta; Diptera; Culicidae.